Molecule: messenger RNA, 2008 nt
Organism: Phyllostomus hastatus (greater spear-nosed bat)
Lineage: Eukaryota; Metazoa; Chordata; Mammalia; Chiroptera; Phyllostomidae
Gene: PDX1
Product: pancreatic and duodenal homeobox 1
Exons: 2
Coding region: 69-920 (283 amino acids)
Biological process (GO): type B pancreatic cell differentiation; regulation of transcription by RNA polymerase II
Cellular component (GO): nucleus
Molecular function (GO): DNA-binding transcription factor activity, RNA polymerase II-specific; RNA polymerase II cis-regulatory region sequence-specific DNA binding
Source: RefSeq, a predicted model, not a curated record
AGUGGGAGAGCAGCACGGCCUCGAGUCACCUGGCUCUCAGCUCCGGGUCCCCGAGCCCCGGCGGCAGCAUGAACGGCGAGGAGCAGUACUACGCGGCCACGCAGCUUUACAAGAACCCGUGCGCGUUCCAGCGGGGCCCCGCGCCGGAGUUCAGCGCCAGCCCCCCUGCUUGCCUGUACAUGGGCCGCCAGCCCCCGCUGCCGCCGCCUCCAUUCCCCAGCACCCUGGGCGCGCUGGAGCAAGGCAGCCCGCCGGACAUCUCCCCGUACGAGGUGCCCCCGCUUGCCGAGGACCCCACCGUGGCACACCUCCACCACCACCUACCUGCUCAACUCGCGCUACCCCACCCGCCCGCUGGGCCUUUCCCGGAUGGAGCCGACCCAGGAGCCCUGGAGGAGCCCAGCCGCGUCCAGCUGCCUUUCCCGUGGAUGAAGUCUACCAAGGCUCACGCGUGGAAAGGCCAGUGGGCAGGCAACGCCUACUCCGCAGAACCCGAGGAGAACAAGCGGACGCGCACCGCCUACACCCGCGCGCAGCUUCUGGAACUGGAGAAGGAGUUCCUAUUCAACAAAUACAUCUCUCGACCCCGCCGGGUCGAGCUGGCUGUCAUGCUGAACUUGACGGAGAGGCACAUCAAGAUCUGGUUCCAAAAUCGCCGCAUGAAGUGGAAAAAAGAGGAGGACAAGAAGCGCGGCUGUGGAACCGCAGCCGGGGGUGGCGGGGACGGGGAGCCCGAGCAGGACUCUGCGGUGACCUCCGGCGAGGAGCUGCUGGCGCUGCCGCCGCCGCCGCCGCCCCCCGGGGGAGCUGUGCCACCCGCUGUCCCUGUUACAGCUCAGGAAGGCCGACUGCCGCCAGGCCUUAGUGCAUCACCGCAGCCCUCCAGUGUCGCGCCCCUACGGCCCCAGGAACCCCGGUGAGAGGUGGGGGCUCCUCCCUGCCAGAGGCUUUGACCACUCACAGAGGAGGAGGGAGCAGGCCUAGGACCCCAGGUGUGGACCCCAGCCCUGGCUGUUUGAUGGGGCAGGUGCUUCGGCUCCCGCCCCAGGUGGGAGGGGAGCGGCUGCGCUCUCAGGUGCCUGUGCCAACUGGGGCGGGUGGGGAAACGCCGGUUGACCUUCCAGAAGAAGGGACCCUUUUCUGUAGAUCUGAGUCUUCUUCGAGUGAUAUUGUUGGGUCGACCUCCUCUGCCACUUGUUGGGCAGGUCCCAGCACUCCAGAACCAGGGACGCAUUUAGAGAAACCAACUCUUCAAAAGACAGCAACUGUACUAAUUGGAACAUUCUCCCAAACACAAGCCAACUAAAUGGUGUUGCCUGUAUGUGCUCAGAAAUAGAGACAUUUCGAUUCAGGCGUCUGCCUUAACAUUUAGAAAUAAUUAUAAGGAAAUGUCAGAGGUUUCAAAGACCCAAUGAAAUUGAUGCCCUUGGACUUGAAUAAUUUCUUUCCCCCUCCUUCUCCUUUCUCUUAAAAUCCAUUUAGCACAGCAACAUACUCCCCCAGAACACACCCCAACUUCACCCUGCAUGUCUUCGCUCUGAAGAAGAGAUAUUACAAGGGAAGCUGAGCCGCAGCAGGGCUGGGGCACAGGAGCAGGGCGAGAGUCCCUGUGUACCCCUCGGUCAAACGGUUCCAGAGAGAGUGGGAGAGAUGGGUCUGAGCCAAGGGGUUUGAGGACGAAAGAUGGACCCCCGAGUGAACUUUCUAAUGAGGAUGUGGAUUUAGUUCCUGGUCUCAGGGCAGAGAGGCUGUGUGGAAGGCAAGCAGGGUUGCCCAACCCACUUUGGAAUCGAAUCACAGAGCCAGUAUGAUUCCCACAUCUUUAGAAAUGAUAAAAACUCCUGUGUUUGAGGAGGUGGGAAACUGGUUAUUUUAAUUUAAAGUUGUGAAUUUACCUAACAGUUCUUUACAAACAGGUCUGUGGUUUCCAGGUCAAUUUUGGUUUGAAUGCAGGUGAUAUUUGUGGGAAAUGUUUAAUAAAUACAGAUAACAUGGAAAGAGAUGAAAA